AUGGGUAGCGGCUCCAGGUUCCGCCUGCCAUCUGCUCUAAAGCGUACAAAAUCCAGUGCUCAGCAACAGGACUGGCAGCCAGAAGGGAAGGAGCAUAAAGUCCAUCACAUACUUGGAAUUUCUGAAACCGAUCUGAAUACUGCACGUAACCAAAGCAUUAGCUCUUCCGUUACGGCUCGGUUACCCACGCUAUCAUUUUCCGAUGCCACGACCGAGCUGGGCUCUUCAAACCCGCCAACAGAACAGUCCGAUACAUCUAGGGAUCUGAAUGGGAAGGCAUCGUCAGUGUUGCUGCACGAGGAAUACCUGCUCAAAGCGGAUGUUCCGGGCUCUACACACCCCAAGCGACUGAAGGCGCAAGGCUCAUCCUCAACACUUCACUCCUUUUAUGAUGCUCAAAAGACUCCUCUAGCAAUUUCCCAACAGACAUCGGAUUCUUCCAGACGAGACUUUGCCCUUCGGAAAGGUGCUCCUGUGGUCGUCAAGCCCACAACAACGGACGCGGACCCGAUUCGGCGAUUGAAGUUCUUUCGUCUCUCUAGGCACGGAAGCAAGGCUGGAGAGAAGGCACCUACGCAAGCUGUGCCAGAAUCACCAGAAUCGGCCGGCAAGAUGCGAUUGAGUAAUCAACGGUCUCUAAGGUCAUCGGAUCGAGGGGCAGAUUCCGGCUCAGUGCACUCCAAUCCCCCGUCCAAACUCAAGAAAGGCGUACGUUUCAAUUCUGAUCGACCAACAACCCUCAUCAGUCCGGAGAAGCCGAAGUCCUCUGUUCGGCUCGCUUCCCAGCAAGAAGCACACCAAUACAAAAUAAAUAUCAGACGGCCGAAAGCAGGCGCAAAGCAUUGGUUCGAUGGGUUGGAAGGUGAUAGCAGUGACGAUGAAAGUGUCGACGAACCCGCACUCCAGCCUAGCUUCGUGGCAGGAUUUGAGAUGGCUUUCGAAGGUGGGAGGAUAGGAAUGGUCGCAGUGGACGAACCUUGUACAACCCCUCGUGCUUUGGAUCACCCAGCUCGAAGCACAAGCUCCAGGACAGAGUCAAGCCACAUAUUACCCGUUUCAGUCAUACCACCUCGGGUGUCGACACUCAACGCCAAGUCGUCUAGAUCUACACUGUCUCCCAAUGAGUCUCACUUGACCUCGCCAAAGGGAAAAGCAGGUUCGCUGGGCUCGACUGACCUGCAUCAAACGAGCGUUCUGGACUUGUCCUCCUCUGACGAGGAUGAACCACUGGCACCCACUAUAAAAUCUCCGAGUAUGCCGCUCCCGGAAAUACGAGACAGCAUAGCCGUCGAAUCCUUGGGUGAAUCGGAUAUCGAGGUUGGCACGGCUAAAACUAUCAGCACGAAACAGAAUACUUCGGUCAAAGCUACGCCCAGUCUGAAACGUGUUCGCGCUCCUCAGCAUGGGCGCGAUGUUGGGGAAUCAAUGAAACCACCCAACAGGCGACGGGACCCCCGAUCGACGUAUUACUCGUGCCUGGACCUCUCAUCGAAUCCGAUGCCGGAGGAAGACGAUCUACUCACUUCAUUUCCUCCCACACCCACCACGGACCAGUCAUCUUUUCGUCGUGCAUCUUUCCCCGACAUCCCGCUUUCGGAUACCGCGAGCAUUGAGAGUAGAAGAUUGAUGAGCGUGACAAAGCAGGAAGAGUCUCUCUUGGCUGCUAUAAGGAGCAAGAAGGCUGUUCAGGGCAAGUCGUACAGCGCCAGCACGGAAUCACGAAUACAGGCACUCAUGAACACGGAUCGAAAACCGUUGAAACGCAAGCAGCAGGGCCCAAGGAGCUCACCUGCGCUUGAUAUACAGUUCACGACGCAAGGUCGGAUGCUCGAACGGGUACAAUCCCCUUCUUCCGACACAAACUUUGAUCAGGCUUCCUGCACAACCUUCCAGACCGGGCUCUCCAACGAUCCCAGUGUGAGAUACUCGAUUACCAGUUUCCACACUGGCACACCUGUCGCUCCUGACACCGAAAUUGCGUCCUCAUUCGCCCCUUCGCCGUCAGGAUUCCUUCAACCGCGCACCGAUGGUCCCAACAGGAUGAGCCGCUCGACCUUCUUUUCGACGUCGACGACUAGUUCGAGAGACGACUCCCGAAGUCGGAAGGAGAGACAGUACCUGGCUACUUUGGAAAGACUACAGGCACCGCCGAGGAGGGAAGAGGUCUCUUCGCAGGACUUCAUCGACUGGCCUUACAACGGCUGGAUGAAAGUUGCCACGGCGCACUGA
This is a messenger RNA of Cladophialophora yegresii CBS 114405, 2229 nucleotides long. RefSeq lists its product as uncharacterized. The coding region runs from base 1 to 2229 and encodes 742 amino acids. The transcript has a single exon. Lineage: Eukaryota; Fungi; Ascomycota; Eurotiomycetes; Chaetothyriales; Herpotrichiellaceae. The record is from RefSeq and is a predicted model, not a curated record.